CACGUUACAAAAUCCUCAGCUGUGAACAGUGUGUAGAGUUAACACCAAAACUAAAACACCAUUUCCGCAAACGCAGGAGGUUGUUGUAUAACAAAGAAACAAUUUAGGAUUAGAAUUAGGAUUCUCCGCAACACGCAUGCUUCAGAGCAAGAUCACCAUGCUGGAUUUAUACUGGAAGUCGUCCUCGGGAAUUCGCUUCGGGUUCUGCUGGAUCUGCAUCUACCUGACAGCGACCAGCUUUCCGGGUCCAGCCAGCAGUGACCACCUAAGGCUGUCUGCUGCGCACAGGUCCUACAUCUGCCCAGAGGGUGCCAAUGUCACCAUGCAGUGCAUUUCUGAAGGCUCACUGUUGCACACCAGCGACCAACUGAAGCCCUUAUGGUUUUUCACUCCUCACCUGGAUGGCAACUGCCGGGACAGGAUGCACCCCCGCAAUGGCAACCACUCGUCCAUGCGGCCUCCGGGCUACAGCACCUCGGGGAAUACCCUCUCCAUCACCCUGACCCACGUGACCCGUGACGACCAGGGCCUCUACUGCUGCGUGGAGCUGGAGGUCCAACAUGAACACCAACACUUGAAGGUGCCACAGAGGGCACGCAGCCACGUGCUGCUCAGUGUCGGCCCCCGACAAAACGAGAGUGCCAAAUGUUCGUUUAUGGACCAUAAACCCAUCGAAGGCACUGUGGCAGCAGGGUUGGCGACAGCAGGGUGCAUUAUGGGUAUUCUCUCUCUACCCCUGAUCCUACUGCUGGUGUACAAGCAGAGGCAGACGGCCCACUCCAGCAGACGUUCACACGAGCUGGUGAGAAUGGACAGUGAAGCCCGAGGUCAUGAGAACCCUGUGUUUUUGGGAGAUGGCCCCCAGCCGAAGACGCGCACCGUGUCCCAGAUCCUAACGAGGCAGUCCUCUGAGACAGGACGCCACCUGCUCUCUGACCCCGGCACACCCUUGUCCCCUCCCACCCAUGGGGACGUCUUCUUUCCGGCGCACGAACCUAUCCCAGAAUCCCCUGAUUUCAUGCAGGUAUAGUGGAGCCAAUCCUUGGCAAUCAGCAGAUGUCUACCCCCGAAAGAAGACCCUUUCUUCUGUGUCUGCAUUUCACCACAGAUAAUUCAUAUUUCAUACCUUUCUUCAAUGCUUUGCUCUUGAACUUAUAUUUGAAAAAGAAAGGGGGGGGGGGGGGCAAAACCAACAGGAUUUCCCAAGCUCUUCUCUUACAGCCAUGGUUGUUAUGCACGUCCAUCAAGUCCCAAAUCCUCAGUUGAGCACGAGGCAGAUUAGCCACUAAAAGCCGUGCUAGAACAUUCUUAAUGUGCUGACUAGCAAGUCUUUGGCUCUUAUGGCUUGUACAGUAUUUCAGCAAAAUACCAUAUAGCGUAUGUAUAAUGGAGUUCCUAUGGUUUACUGCUGUAUUAGUUCGUGUAGGACAGUUAGUGUAUACCGAACUGCUAUUUCAUCGAUAAGGGCUGAGCAUACUGGUUUCUGACUGAUUUAAUACUUAUAGCAUGGAGGUUUUAACCUCAGUUGAUCUUUGUCUCUUCGAACAACACUUCUGCCUCACUUGUCCAAUCAGAGCGAGCAGCGGGUAUGCGAUGCGGGAAAAGUGUGAAACUUCAGUGUCGCAAAUGACUCUGCCGGUUGCAUCCGGCGUCAGUAGCAAACAACCUGCAGUGUGGUUGUCAGGGGGCAUGGACCCAUAGUAAACUGGUAAAUCCUGUCACACCCCUGGUAAUGGGUGUGAUGUAAGCAUUGUACUGCACUGUUUCUGCUCCCUGUCGUUUUCCAAGGAUCAUGUCACUGCUAAGGAGUCAUAGAUAUUUCUACAAUGUUCAUGUUCAAUGUUUCUAACCAAAGUUCUAUACAAAAGUACACUUUUAUCAUUUAAAAAGUAAUACAGGACUUUACAUAUUGAUUUGUACUAAGAGUUUUGUCAUAUACUAUAUUCUAAGUUUUAUAUAUAAAAUGUUUCAUGUUUUGAUACUUUGUCGGCUUUCGAAAUGGAUGCCUUCUGAAAGUUCUCUUUUUCUAAUGGUCUUGUAUGCUUGUGCUAGAUCCUGUUAUUGCAUUACUGCUGUACAGAUAAUGUCCUCCAGCUGGGAAGAAUCCAUGCAAUAAUGGUUCCUGAGGAAACGCAACAGGGAUGAAACAGUUAAUAUUUAGUAGGACGUGUUGUAGGUCAGACCAGCGCUCUCUGCUGACAUUUACAGCAAGCAGUGUUGAAUUAUUUGUGUUUUAGACAUACUGUAUGUUCGGGAAGGAGUAUAAGCAGAUUUGUAUCGUUAAUGUUCAUUCUAACAGGGUACUCAGAGUGCAUGAAUGAGAAAGUUGGCUCAAAUGACGGGUAAAAACUGGAUGUCGGUGUAUCUAUAUGGAUAGAUUCAUUCAGGUCUUAUGUGAGUUAUUACUGGCACACUGACCCUGCUGUGCAAUAAUUUGAUAUGAGUGUGAAUGGUACUGUGAUGUGAAUGAGAAAUGGCCUACAGCAGACCGGUGUUACAGCGAAAGAAUAACAUUUGUGCCGAAUCAUUAAUUAAGGAAAGGCCUCUAUUGGUCUGCCAAUGGAGAGGGUGCUGUACUUUAUAAAGAGUAUUGUCACAUGAAACCAGGAUACUCCUGCUUGUGCCACUGAAAUUUCACGGUAGGCAGCAGUGGUUACAUCAUACAGUAUGUGUGUGUCUGUGUGACUGAUAGCGGGAUGAAUGUGCAUAAAAAAGAAGAAAAGGUGUAUAAAGUUGUAUAUAAUCUCUGAACAAAAUAACAGUGAUGAGCAAUUCAGUGAAGGUUUUUGUUCUGUUCUGAUUUUUAUUUUUUUUUUGGCAAUAAAGUGGAUUUUGUCUUUC
Messenger RNA from Brienomyrus brachyistius, 2841 nucleotides. RefSeq names its product V-set immunoregulatory receptor (gene vsir). The coding region runs from base 137 to 1030 and encodes 297 amino acids. Gene Ontology annotation, biological process: positive regulation of regulatory T cell differentiation; regulation of immune response; negative regulation of CD4-positive, alpha-beta T cell proliferation. NCBI's taxonomy places the organism in Eukaryota, Metazoa, Chordata, Actinopteri, Osteoglossiformes, Mormyridae. The transcript is spliced from 7 exons. The record is from RefSeq and is a predicted model, not a curated record. Gene Ontology annotation, cellular component: plasma membrane.